Molecule: messenger RNA, 1050 nt
Organism: Zea mays
Lineage: Eukaryota; Viridiplantae; Streptophyta; Magnoliopsida; Poales; Poaceae
Molecular function (GO): nucleic acid binding
Source: RefSeq, marked predicted
AUAAAUAUAGCUUGGAGCAAAUCUUUCAGCCACCCGAUCCCCAACCGCCCGGCCCGACAUUCCCUCCAACCGCCGCUGCGGCUGCGCCGCCCACCGCCGACAGGCGACAGCAUCGACAGGCGCAGCAGUCAACAGGAACCGAGCCAUGGCGAGCGCGGAUCUGCUGCGGAGGGAGGAGGAGUUCUACUCCUCCCUGUUUGAUUCCGCCAAAGGCGAUGGCGCCAGGUCGCGCUCACAGCUGAUCGAGAGGAAGAUCGAGGCCCUGGAGGACAUGGCCACCAGGGUCAGUAACCGGAGAUCGCGGAAGUGGUUUAACGACCGUUUGCUGAUUGAACUCGUCCCGCGUCUUUACGUUGAAGAGAUCAAAGGCCUAUUCGCUCCUCCGCCGUGGGGUGAGCAAGUGCCCUUGUCAGCAUUCUACAGGGCAAAUGUUGGUGAAUGGGAUUCCUUCAGGAGCAUUGACAUGGAUGCUGAGGCAAGAUUGAUGCAGCAUAUGAAAAAAUCAUUGGAAAAACCCAGGAAUCAUGUCGAUGAAGGGGAAUCGAUUGCGCUGAAUGCUUGGCAUCGAAUAGAUCGACACACUAGAGAAGCAAUAAAGAGAAAUUUCCUUCCUGAUCUGCUUGGAAUAUAUGAAGAACGCGUUAGGGCCUUCAUUGAAGACGCUAGUGACAAAGAUGCUCUUGUGCUGAAUGUUCAGGACCCAUUUCAGAGACUACUGCUCCACGGUGUUUGUGAGUUCUACAACGUGAGCUCGACAACCACCAGCAGUGUGAGAGAAGAUGGGAGGCCUUGGAAGGCAACCACCAUCAAGAAGAGGCAGGGCACCGGCGUUCCCUCUAGAAUCACACUAGUUAGCUUUCUGAGAAUGAAGAAGAAUGGAUCGCAGUAACGUUAGUUAGCGUUCAAGAAUACAACAAAAUUGCUUUAGAUUCCGUUUAGGCUGUUGCAAGACAAGUGAGUGGUCACUGGCAAUGUGUUCUUAUAUCGCAUCAGCCUGCUGGCUACGGUUUGGAACUUCCUGACAGAAAGUAGAAACUUCCGGUUCUACAA